Messenger RNA from Ostertagia ostertagi, 189 nucleotides. The record is from the annotation of a GenBank genome assembly. Lineage: Eukaryota; Metazoa; Nematoda; Chromadorea; Rhabditida; Trichostrongylidae.
AUGGCUUGGGGAGAAGGCACUGCAUCAGAACGAACGGUUCGUCGCUGGUUUCAAAAGUUUGGAAAUGGAGACGAUUUGCUGGAAGACAAAGAGCGAGCUGGCCGACCAUCACUAGUUGAUCCCGAAGUUUUGAUGAAAGCAGUUGAAAAAGAUCGACGUCAACCUCUGAGAGAGAUCGCCAAGAAUGUC